Molecule: messenger RNA, 2727 nt
Organism: Colletotrichum aenigma
Lineage: Eukaryota; Fungi; Ascomycota; Sordariomycetes; Glomerellales; Glomerellaceae
Gene: uaY-1
Product: Positive regulator of purine utilization
Exons: 4
Coding region: 1-2727 (908 amino acids)
Biological process (GO): positive regulation of transcription by RNA polymerase II; DNA-templated transcription
Molecular function (GO): zinc ion binding; sequence-specific DNA binding; DNA-binding transcription factor activity, RNA polymerase II-specific
Source: RefSeq, a predicted model, not a curated record
AUGAACAUGAUGGCGCGAAACCCGCCCUACCAUCACCAUCCUCCCCCGCCGCCUCCGCCUCACGCCUACCACCACCAGCAGAUCCGUGGUCCGCCGCCUAGUCGUGGCGACGACCACGACGGCGAUGGCUCCGUAUGCGAGUAUUUCGACACUACCAAGGGAAAGAAGAUCAACCGCAACUAUGUCAUCAAGCUUCAGGAGAAGGUGCGCGCCCUCGAGGCGGAACUACGCCAGUACACCGACGAAGACGACGAGUUCUCCCACAUCGACGAGGACAUGGUGCGCCCUGGUGGUUUGGUGAAGCUGAACGAUACCGAUGAAACGCCUCGAUACCUGGGCCCAAGCAGUGGCAUUGCCAUGACCCGAUUGCUUGUCCAGGGCGCGAAGCUCUUCACUGAUUCAAAGAGAAUAUCCGAGUUGAUCCCAGAAGUACGCGCGAGAAGAAUGACGCGCAUGCAGUCAAUCGUCAUGACAAGGGACCGCAAGAAGAGCUAUCCAAUGGUCAGCGCGCACCCAGCUGCUGCUCUGCCUACACGACCCGUCGCGAACAAGCUGGUGGACGUCUUCUGCCAACGAUCCCAAGUAUUCUGGCCCACACUGCACGAGAAACAGUUCCUCGAAGACCUCGAGGCCGUAUUCGCGGGUGACCAGGAUCCCUACAAGAAUCUGAUAGUCCGCAUGGUGUUUGCAAUCAGUCUACAGAAGCUGGAUCCGCAGUACGCCGGACUGGCAGACAGUUACUACCUCGCGGCUAUGGAGCACUUUGAGGCGGUCGUUUGUCCAAAGGACCUCAAGUCGUUGCAGAGUCUGGCCCUGAUCGGCCAGUACUCGUUGCUGACUCCGACGAGGACCGCCGUGUACUACAUGGUCGGUUUGGCAACUCGCAUCUGUCAAGCAGAGGGCCUCACCGACGAGAAGACCAUUGCUCAGGGGGGCCUACUGGACCCCCUGACCCUCGAUAUGCGCCGUCGUCUUGCCUACAUUGUCACUUCAAUGGAGGCAGGCCUGGCACACAGCAUGGGCCGACCCAACGGGUUCUCCAAAGUAGACGACCGUAUGGACGUCGAGCCCUUCGCUACUGUCGACGACGAGUACAUCACUUCCGAAGGUCUUCUUCAGGGGCCCCCAAGCGAGAACAAACUUGUCGCCCUGCACUUUUUCAAAAUGCGCAUGGAGCAAGCCGAGAUUAGGAGAGUUCUGUACGAGAAGAAACGGGAGGAACCCAGAGAUGAGAAUCACCCUUGGUUUGCCAAGAUGGAGCGCGAAAUUCAAGGCUGGAUCGACUCGUCGCCCCAAAACCCGGCUUGGUGCAGGCCAUGGUUCACCGGAAGAUAUCAUCAGAUGCGCAUCUUCCUCUACCGCCCGUCACCACAAGUCCCCAGGCCGUCAGCUCGAGCCGCGUCUAUCUGCUUCGAGGGAGCUUCAUACAUUAUCAACCUUUCAAAGCAGCAGAUGGAGAAGGCAGCUGUCGACAUCACAUGGGUCUUCUUACUGAACCUCUACAUGUCUCUCAACACCCUGCUGUGGACGAUCUCGUAUCCCGAAAUCCGGCAGGCUCACACAAGAGAAGAAGUCGAAGAGCUGAGCGACCAGACGCUCGAUAUUCUCGAGCAAUGUACGGAGCGCUGGCCAGGCACUGCUCAAGCUGUCCAACUCUACUCCAUCUUUGCCAAGGCGUGCUUGCAGAGCUACGAAGCCAGAGACACUCCCGUCUUGCAAUCCUCAAGCACCUUCACGACUCCCCCGUCCAUGUUUGACGGCGAUUCGCCGCAAGGCUCAGAGAACUCGGCAUCUACGGCACCCUCGGCAGCCCCGACGUUUAAGGUCAACCCGCCCCACAAUCCUCCCCAAUUUGGGUUCGUCUUCGACGCAACCCCGGAGUCCAUGAACACAUUCCAGUGGGACAACAGCUUCCCGCCCCCCCAGCCGACUUUCCGCUCAAAUUCUAUCUGGGGCAACCCGACCGCCGACUCCAUGGGCCGCCGAUUCUCGGCGUAUCCUCCUGAUUCACCCAUGCCGGACGAUGCAACUCCGCCGGCGACAACCACGCCUGGUUAUACUUCCUCAUCGCCGCCGAGUACCAUUGGCAACGCGCUGCCGACGCCGCCGGAGUCAUUCGGACCUAUGAGCCAGCCGAUCGGGACGCCAACAAAUUCAAGCUCCACCAUCUCGCCGCCACCCAUGAGCACACCUGGGCCAAUGGGCACGCCGGGACCCAUGAGCACGCCGGGAGGAAUGGGAACUCCCGCUAUGCACUCAUCCCCUCUUAUCCUUCAACAAGGCACGCCGAAUAUGGUGCAGCACAGCACAAACAUGUCCCCACCGCCACCGCCGCACCCGGGACAGCGGGGGCCGGCCUUUGGCAUGCCGCCGACCUCAGCACCCCCGCAACGGCCGCUGCCGUCUUACAAUCCAGUCAACGACUGGUUUAACCCGCCACCACCAUUCAUCAACCCCGACGCCUUUAGCUCCAUGAGCAACAGCUUCUUCGGCGACUCCCUCCAGGUCAACGGGUUCAAUCACCAGAAUCCUGGCCUCGGCCUUGAUCAUCUCGGCGGCGGCCAGCCCUUCAACUGGUCGCAGGAGCGCCAGGGCAGUCUCAGCCAACAGCAGCAGAUGGAGUUGAUGAACGUCCUCGAGAACGAGGGCAUGAGCGAUAUUGAUGCCCUUCUCAACAUGGGCAUGAACGGCACCGCCGGGCCCGCGGCCAACUGGCCCCAAGCAUGA